AUGAUUUCUAAAGGUAUUCUGAGGGGUGCAAGAGUCAUACUGACUACUUUCUACCUGCUUUUGAUUUUAAUAACCAUUCCAAUUUCAUUCCAGGUGGGAGGGCUUUACUGUGGCCUUUCCUUCACGGUAACGCUGUUCAAUGUGUAUUUGAUAACGGCAACGCUAAAGGUAGCUGCGGGAUCACGGGGGCUCGCCAAACUCGCGACGGUAAUAUACUACGCGCAGCAUUUUUUCAUCCCAUCGCUGUUGUUCCUGUUUCUUUCGGGGUUUUCGCAUGACGAACUUAAGAAACAAAUCGAUACCAACACCAGCCCCGAAGAGCCCCUGUUAAACCUGCUGCGUCGAUCAACACAGACGCAGUCUUGGAUCCUGUACUAUUAUUACUACCAAUACGUCGUCAGACCUUGGCAGUAUAUGUUGCUGCGGUCAACGCCAUAUUUUACCCUUUUAGAAGGGUUUUUUACGAUAUUAGGGAUUCAAGCAGUGGGAGAGACCAGUCGAUGGCUGUCACGCACACAGUCGCGCUCCAAUUCAUGGGUGAUUGCUGGCCUGAUGGCAUCCGGAGGGGUCAUCACCGCAUCAUUGUACUACCUAUUUCGCAUUUAUGUGACGCCCAUCUGGGAGUUGGAUGCACAAACUGCAUCUUUACUCGGCUUUACAUUUUCCAUUGUGUGUGGGCUAGGAGUAUAUGGCAUUGUAUCUGGCCGCGGCUCCACCAUUGAAUCAUCCUUGUUUUUCGCAUACAUCGUACGUUGUCUUUACGAAAUUUCUCCACAACUUGCAACAAGCGCUAUGGAUGAGAUAUUCACCUUAGUGAAAGAUACGUGGCAAAAUCAGAAUCACACUCUUGGAUCUCCUGAUAGUUUCCUAGCCUACUACCGUGAUCGUAUCUUGAUCAAUGGUGAAAUGAUUUGGGACACCAUUCUCGAGCAUACAACAAACGUCGCCGUCAACACUCCUUCCCAUUCUGCGCUAUGGGGUUCCUGGAGCCGUCUGAAGCCGCUCUGGACGUUUACUAAGCACUUUACAUCCAGUGUCCCCAGCUCGAUUCAGGAGAUAGUUUAUUUGACUUUGGACAUGGCAACGGAAGCUAUUGCACCAGCCGUGGUCAUGAACCUGUGCUUCCGGAUCCUGAUAUUCUACUCUGCCACCAGAAUAAUACCUGCCUUACAGAAAAACCACAAACGAAGAUCUCGCCGCUUCAUGCGAGUUCUAUAUCUCUACAGUCCUUGCAUUGUCAUCGCCAUGUACACGCAUUUGAUUCUGCAGUAUUCGGGUCAAAUCAGCAACGAUUUGUGUUUGUGGGGCUGCUUUCCCUGGUCGUCGGACCAGAGCGCCAUAGUCGUAGUAGACUCGUGGGGUUUCUGGAAUUGGUGUAACAUUUUCUGCACUGUGGCCAUAUACGCUUCAGAGCUUUUCGGCAAUAGCUGA
This is a messenger RNA of Lachancea dasiensis, 1431 nucleotides long. The record is from the annotation of a GenBank genome assembly. NCBI's taxonomy places the organism in Eukaryota, Fungi, Ascomycota, Saccharomycetes, Saccharomycetales, Saccharomycetaceae.